CGAACCGGUGGUAAGCCAGAGUCGGACUCUUUUGAAUUUCUCAAAGGAUCGUCAAUGAGAUUCGGAAUAACUGUGAACACUUCUCGAAAUGUCUUCUUGGACUCUCCAAACGCGUCGUAGGUCUCACAGGAUCCUACCACUGCACACCGAAUCUACGGAUGCAAAAAGAACAUCAACCGCACCACGGCACCAUGAUUCCAGAACAUCUCAGUCUUUGCGUAGUUUCCCCAACACCGAUGGCAGAAACAACUCGCUCACUAGUUUUGAUCGGUUGUCGCCAGAGGACGAUUCUUUGAAGCGAUCCAAAAAGGCAAGGUCCAAAAGGAUUUCCCGUUAUCUUGUGGGUUGUUUCUCUCUCCUCGUGAUACUCGGUAAAUUCACUACCAACUUCCGAGGCCAGUCGUCGACUCAAGAUGUGCACUUCACCAGUACCCAUGGCUCUGUCAAAGCUUCCCCAGAUGCGGUUUUUUCAGUCAACGGAACGUCAUCGUACAAAUUGGAUACGUUGCCAUUGAUACCAGAGGAUCAUCACCGCCAUAAAGUUCCCAAUAUCAUUAUAUUUACGCACUAUCGAGACUUUCUCCACGAAGAUCUUCCUUACUCCAUGCCAAAUGUUUCAGCAGCACACCAUCAACGCUCACAUAACCUGACAGAAGAUCAAAUUGAGUUACUGGCCUUGCAGGCAAACGUCCGAGCAUCGGCCAGCUUACACCCAAAAGCACAAGUAAGAUUUCUUACCGACAACGACUGUAUCGAGAGCUUGUCUCACCUCCUUGACAGCGCCGAAGACAAUGCUGACUUGGUAGCGUACUUUCGGCGGGAAUCUAUUGGCAUGUUCAAAGCUGAUUUGUGUCGGGGAGCUGCGCUCUAUGAAACCGGAGGUCUCUACUUUGAUGUAGAUUUGGGCGUCCGCCAGAACGUCUUUGAAGUUCUGAAGGAGACCACACGUUUCGCAACCGUUUUGGUUCAUUCUGCUUCUAAUCACAAGGGAUCCUUCUUUCAGGCCUUCAUCGCAUCGACCCCGCAACAUUUUGUAUUGAAACGCUACAUUGAACUGUUCUUGUCCUAUGCACGACACGAACUAGAUAUCGAUGGUCCGCUAGGCGUGAUUCUACUACAACGCGCGUACAAUGAAAUGGUGGAGGAGCGACCGGACAUUGUCGAUUCGACAGAAUUGUGGCAGGAAGUCAUGUACAGACCAGGAUUUCAAACCAACAUCCUGAGUGAUGUGCCGCCCCCAACCUGGGGCUAUCGGCGAGCCUGUAAAUUCAUCGUACUUGCCAACAAGGCCCUGCCGUUGCGGGUACCUUUCUACAGUCGUAUCGCUGGUUCACGCAUGUGUCCAUUCGGAUUUGAUUCACGGUACAAGACAAAGCCGAAGAAGAAAAAGACUGGGAAGAAAGCUAAAACCACAACAUCCGAAAGCGACGACAAUCAGCACCACUUCGAAAGAAUCAAUCGCAAAUUCGCAGCGGGCAGCGAAAAACAAUUUGAUGAGCUAUGGAUGAAUCAAAGCAACUUUAGGACCAAGAACAGUGCUUUUGUCGAAGAGGAUGAGUAA
Molecule: messenger RNA, 1561 nt
Organism: Phaeodactylum tricornutum CCAP 1055/1
Lineage: Eukaryota; Bacillariophyta; Bacillariophyceae; Surirellales; Neidiaceae
Exons: 1
Coding region: 89-1561 (490 amino acids)
Biological process (GO): mannosyl-inositol phosphorylceramide biosynthetic process
Molecular function (GO): mannosyltransferase activity
Source: RefSeq, a predicted model, not a curated record